UACAAAAUUUGUUAAGCUGCGUACAGCAAAUGAAAUAAUAAUUAAUACUAAUAAUGACUGAAGAAGAUAAAGCUAACUGGGUUUUUGAUACAUUAGUGAAAUUCUUAAAAGGUGCUGUGUGGAAUAUACCCAUUUUAACGUUCAUUGAGCAAAAGUCGAUAGUAUUUGAACCUGAAGGAGGAAAUGAAGAAGAAUACAAAAAAAUUCACCAGGAGUACAAGAAUCUGGUUGACUAUAUGCUUGGAAGUCACAUGGAAGAUAUGAAAAUUACUCCUGAGCAAUUUGAAAAGGCAUGUGGAAGUGUGGGUAAUAACAAUGUUCAAGGUCAGUUUCAUCAGAGUCUGUUUGAACAAGUUUGGGCAGCCGAUGAUUAUGAAAUUUUUAAACGAAUGAUGAUCCAAAAGAAUAUUGAACUGCAGCUCCAGGCUCUAGAAUUACUAGGUCAGCACUAUGGAAUCAAUCUUGAAGAUUCAGAAAAUAUUCCUUCUACCACGGAUGAGGAAGAGAUCAUGGAAGAAGUAAUGAAGAAAUCUUUAGAAGAAUAUAAAAAAGAAAAGGAAAAAGAAGACCAAGAAACUAAGGACCUUGAACAAGCUAUUAGAGAAACUAUGUUGGAUAAAUCUCGUCUUGAAAAAGAAAUGGGGAAGGAGAAAGAACUGCUUGAUUUGGCUAUUAAGUUGUCACUUAGUGAUGUGGAUUCUACUAAUAGGAACAGAACUGUUUAUGCUAUUGUUGAACCUCCAGUAAUACAUCAAGAGAAAUCUUCUCUGGCAGAGUGUGACAAAAAUACUUCGAAUGGAAUCGGUAGUACCAGUGGUAGAACUCAACCUUCAAUUAUACAUCAGGAUAAAUCAUCUUAUGCUGAGGAUGUAAAAACAAGACAGGAGUAUCUUCGAAAACAGAGAGAUCGCUUGCUAGCUUUAAAGCGUCAGGAGCGAGAAAAGCGUCUUAGUGACUACGAGAAAAUAUCUCCUAAUAAACGUCCAAAAUCUUCGAGAGCAGCUCGUAGCAUCGUGAAACAGGAGCUUCAAUCUUUUACAAUAGACCCAGAAACACUGGCUUUUCGAAAAUCUCUAGCUGCUUGCCUGAAGACUGAAGUAAUAGGUAAGAGCAUCAGUGGUGAAAUAUCCAUUUUUGUAUAACUGAAACUGUUUAAAAAAUAUUCCAUAUUUUGGGAAAUUUUUAAAAAGCAGUGAACUUAUCAGUUGAACAUAUACUAGAAACUACAUACUACUAAGUUCUAAUUUCAGAACAUGUUAAACCCAAUUUAGAUCACAGGCAAAAUUGAGCCUGACAUGUUACUUUUUAAGCUUGACCAGUCACGGAACUGUAAUGAUGCUUCAUGGGAUAGUUGCAGUGUCCUCCUUAAUUUUGAGUUGGGGGGGUACCUUUGUAACUAUCACACGUAACAGAGAUAUUUCUGCAUUUCAUUGCCUUGUUUCUGAAUGAUAAGCUGCAGAGUGAAUAAGCUUAGUGGUUGCAAGUUUCAUUACUUUUUGAGAAAGAUUCAUUGUGAUCUUCGAGGAGAGAAGACUUAUUUCUGUCCUGAAGGAGCCAAGACUUGCUGGUGGAGUUUUGUGUCUUGAUAUUUUAUUUGUCCCUUCUGUUGAUCUUGUGAGUUAAUUUUACAUUAAUCUUUAAAUACAAUUUAUUAUACCUUUCUUCUCCUGACCUUAUCAUAAUGCACAAUUACCCAACCAUCAGACUUCAACACCAUGUCUUGUCUGUUUCUAUCCACUUGCAACAAAUUACUACACUUUUCCUUCCACAUAUUAAGUGCAUGAACCUCUCAUUUGUUGGAGAUCAGGUAACUGUGUGGAGGUAUAUCCUUGAAUUACUACGUUUGUAUCAAGGUAAGUUAAUCUAACUAAGUUAAGCUAACUGUUUCUUCGGUUCUUAAAUAAAGGAAUUUAAUUUCAUGUAAUGUUUGAAAAAGUUAAUUUGUAACAAAGAAAGUAUUUUUUCAGUUAUAAGAUGUACCGUUUAGGGGUUCAUGUUGUAAACAUGUUAGUGUAAAAUAUGUAUUCUUAAUUCUAUUUGUUGAUGUUCAGUCAUUCUUUUGUAAGUAAUACUAAGCCUGUAUUGUUUGCUUUCAUGCCAAAUGGUAACCACUUUCACUCAGUCCGGGUAUUCACUGUUUGCUCUCUCCUGAAGGUUGUUUAUAUAAACUAAGACCAGUUUACAGUUACAACUAGAAAUAAGCUAACGUUUACAGUAUUUAAUAGUUAUUAAUAAAAUUCUCUAUAAUUAGCAGAACACUAUUGCAUCCUCACUGCUAUAAACAUUUAAUUUUUCAUAUAUAAGUACAUUGGUACAGCACCUUGCUAGAUUAUUCAUGCUCAUUGUAAUGAUAAUUACUAUGAAAAAAUCUCCACAGCAGUUUGUUUCAAAAUAAAUUAGCAUUCAGUUUUUUCUUAAUAGUCUGUGAGUAUAAUCCUGUAAUGUUAGAACACACAUUAUGCAUUGAUUAUAAUCAUUAGUGAAGAUAAUAUGGGAAUUAAUGAUUAUAUAUAAGCUCAUAACAAAAGUAAAAUAAUGAAAAUAAGUUAGCUCUUUUUUUAUAGAAAUUUUUACCUUCCUUGUAUAGACUUGCUGUAAUUAAUAUAGACAUUGGUUUUACUGGCCACAUUUCUGCAAGUAUGUAGAGCAUGAUAGUUUGUCUGAGAAAAACAACAUUAGUUGUUAAAGUUCUGUCUUUCCUUAUAUAGUGUUCUUGAUCCUGCUGAUCACGUCUAUCUAAAUUCAACCUCUACUGUACAGUAUAACAGUCUGACUACUAGUUCAUUAGCUUCCUGUCACCCAGUACUUCUAGUUUAUCUUGUUCAUACUUCAACACUUGUUUAAUCUCAUCUGUAACAAAUUUCUAAAUCUAUCAUUCUGUAUAUUAGAACCACAAACCUAUUGUUUUUGAAAAGAUUGACUGACUGUGAGGUAGAUUUAUCACCAAAUUACUACACAAGCUGCUAAACUGACCACCUAUACAUAUGAAUAAAACAGAAUACUAAGAUUUAAGAAAGAUAACAGUAAAGUAAAAACACUGAAGCAUAAAAAACAUAAUUGUGCCAAAACAUUUUUCCAAAUCCAACCAUCCCUAGACAGACUUAAACAUUAAGACAAGUCUAUUGCUGCAUAGUUAAAUCGAAAUGAAGAGAAAGGUAUUCCUUAAAAUAAUUGUCACUUCUCAUAAAGAAUUUUAACAUUGUUAUUUCAAGCCACACUACCAAUUCAUAUUUCUUCAUUUUUGUUUAGGUCUAAAAAGAGAUUUAUUGCCAAAGCAUUUCACAUUUAAGAUAAUAGUGAGUUGUAAGAAUAGAAUGCAAUAGUUCUGCAAAUACACUUUUGACUACUGCAUUUCAAUCUAUCUAAUGAGCUUUGAUACUAAGGAUGCCCUUUGAACAGUUUGAUAGGCAUUAGACUGAUCUGAAAUAUUUUUAUCAGACUAGUUUGAAAUUUAAAGGACCCCGUGCUAGAAAAACAAACAAACUGCACACUAAUAUCAUAAACAUCACAUUUUUAGGCCUUGACAAAACUAGCAUUUAUAACAUUAAUCAUGUAAUAAAUUAAACAGUUUGGUAUGUGGAUUUAUUGAAAAAAAAAAAGCUUCUCUUGAAAGCCUAUAAUCUUGUGGUAGGAACUUGAGUAACAGUAAAAAAUUUCAGAUUUUACUGACAUGGUUGAGAUGCCUUGCAUAUAGUAGUAAAUUUCGUCAUUAAAAUAUACAUUUAGUAUACGUGUGUGUGUGUCUAUAUAUAUAGUUUAUUGCAUUCCGUUUUUGGUUUGUAUUGUACUG
Messenger RNA from Limulus polyphemus (Atlantic horseshoe crab), 3790 nucleotides. RefSeq names its product cilia- and flagella-associated protein 36-like. The transcript is spliced from 8 exons. Bases 54 to 1142 code for a protein of 362 amino acids. Lineage: Eukaryota; Metazoa; Arthropoda; Merostomata; Xiphosura; Limulidae. The record is from RefSeq and is a predicted model, not a curated record. Gene Ontology annotation, cellular component: ciliary base; axoneme.